Molecule: messenger RNA, 861 nt
Organism: Didymosphaeria variabile
Lineage: Eukaryota; Fungi; Ascomycota; Dothideomycetes; Pleosporales; Didymosphaeriaceae
Gene: RFG1
Product: slightly ste11-like protein
Exons: 2
Coding region: 1-861 (286 amino acids)
Source: RefSeq, a predicted model, not a curated record
AUGGUUGACUCAAAUAUCUUCCUUGAUGUGACUAGUGAAGCAAGAAAGGAGACGCUCGCCGUCUUUGACUUCAAGACCCAAGUGCAACAAUUCAUUGAGUUCGACAAGAAGAAGUGGCGAUUGCCAGGCAGACACUCCCCUACCGAAGAGCAGACUGUUUUCACCGUUCUGUUCGGCACUUGGGACUUGCUCCAGUUCUCUGCUUUGGACAAGGACGCCGCUAUACGUGCAAUCGAGCGCAGUGUGCAGGAGCUGUUUCACAAUCUCGAUGUCCUCGCCGACCAUGUCGGCAAUCCCAAGGUUACAGUUCCCAGCCUAAUGGAUGUGACAUUUCUCCCACGCUAUGCCGACAGGAAGAAUGAGUCAGCCACAGAAUUUGCGCAGAAACAACACCAAGCCGUGUUUCUCUGGUCUUAUUGGAACACGGCCCUGUCUCAGGCAGCUUCGGAAUGGGCCAGAGGCGACGUGUUUGUGCCAAAUGUUCACGACAUUGUCAUGGAAGAAGUCCGUGCAAAACAGAUGUUCACUAAUCGGGUUGCCGAUGCCAAAGGCAAUGGAAGACAGGAGCCGCUCUUCGAAGAGGUGGAAAAGCCAUGUCUGGUACAACACCCAAACGCACAGAAUCUGCAAGCAGCCGCUCACCCUUGCACUGACCCCGACACGCAUCUAUUCUGGGACGAUAUGCAUAUCAGCGGGCCUGCUCAAGAGCUAAUCGGAAAGGAAGCCGCACGCCUGGUACGGGGUAACGAGACUGUCAAUAGUGACGCCCGGCAACGAGCAAGACUGCAGUCUGCUACCGACGAGAAAAACGAAGGAGACAAGGGUGCUAAUUUCAAUUUGAAGUUUCCCCCGGGGUAUUGA